AGAGAGAGAGAGAGAGUGUAUGAGAGUGUGUAACUCCAGCCCCUGAAAGUCGAGGAAGGCAGCUAAAAAAAGAGGGAUUUAUUCAUUCAUUCAUUCGCGUACAAACUGAAUCCACCGCUUGUAGUAUUUUUGUGCCUGUGAAGAGGUUCAGCCCGAAGCUGUUUGUUUCCCUACGUUUGCUAAAAGUUAUGCGUUACGUGACGGAAUCACUCAGACGUUCGUGGAUAAAAAGACCAGAAAAGGCUUUACUGUUUGAAUCGUCAAUCAAAAUCGUCAGGAAAGAGGCACAAGUCAAAUCCAGAAAGGGCAGUUAGGCUACACUAUCUCACCAGUGUUGAUCAUGAACACCUUCCUUCUCAUCCUGUUACUUGCUUGUUGUGCUGGCUCUCUGUCUGCACAGUCUAGGAUCUACUUGUCUGUUAAAGCCGCUUCCUCAGCUGUUCUUCCGUGUGAUUGGAGGAAUAAAACACAGUCACCUGGUGAAAGACCGCACAUUGAGUGGCGCACUAUGUCCGAAACGGUGUUUGAGCGACUGGGCGGGGAGCAGUAUGAGGGUGAGGGGUAUGAGCGUCGUGUGGACGUUCCUGAAGAUAAGCUGCUCAGUGGUGAUUGUUCCUUGAUGUUGAAGGAUGUCAGACUAACUGAUGCAGGUCCGUAUGAGAGCUACCUGCUGCAGAAACAAACAAAGAGGUCUCUCAACUCUAAACGGGUUUUCAUCCAGGGUGUGGAGCUCUCAGUGGAGGAUGCAUCUGAGGAAACUGCAGCAGCACAAUCAGUAGAGGAGUUUUCUCUUGUAAAGCUGUCUGCAUCAAGUGGUGCAGGAAUGAUCCAUUCUCUGUCAGCGAUCAUCAUGUUCAUAAUCCUUGCAAACAUAUUAUUCUGUAUCAUCUGAGGAUAAAGGUGUGGACCUCCUUGAGAAAUGGUUUCUGAAACUUCAGCAAGCCAGUGAGAUUUUGAAUAAAUAUUCCCUUAAUCUGUAAUCAAAUACAUUAGAUGUUGUAAUCAAUAACCAAAUAGAAAGUAUUGCCUAACAGAGAAUAUUAAUUCUCUCACAGAGGGUCGGCCUUAGUCUGUCUGCAUAGGAGAUUCUAGACACUGGAAAGCCCCUGGGUUCACAGACAGGCCUGUGUGUACCUACUGACCUAGUGAAGAGAGGGGCAAGUUGACCUUGAAAGGUAGAGCAGGCUGGUAAAAACCUGUUGAAGCCAGUAUUGAGGAGUGAGCUCAUCAUGCAAUGGCCAAAUUGAUGGACGAAGAGAUGCACCUAUUAGGGAAUGAGCUAAUAUCAAAAUUUGCGAAGUAAGGUGGGGGGAUAUCACAUUACCCCAGAUAAAUGGGAUAAACUGCUGUUUGGAACACUGUAUUUGCACAGUUGGGGUCUCUCGAGACCCUGAGCCACCUGAUGCUGAAAUUAAGAAGAAGCCUUUUUCUCCCUUCCACAAGAACUCAGCAGCUGAAGUCUUUUAUUCUACGUUCUUUUAUUUAUGAUUGAAUACCCUUGUUUUUUUUGUUUAUUUUAUUUUUGUUUAUUUUUGUAAGUGAUUAAGACAAUAAUUAGAACAAAACCACAGCUCAGAAUAGUUUAGAUUUUAAAAAUCAUCAUAUGUCGGAGCUUUGGGCAAGGAAGCAAAGAGCUCUUGGUCCUGACAUAAUUGGUGGCCCUGUAACGGGGACAGGUGACGAACCUGAAAGUGUGUUGUGUUAUCAGCACCAGAUCGAUAGUGGACCGCCACCCCGUGACCCUGUGAAAAAAGAGACUGCCCAGAAGCGCGCUAAGAGUAAAAGGUAAGCAGACACCUGUUUUAAAGCUCUGCUUUAAAUGUGGGAACAGGCUUUGUUCACUGGGUUAUGUGGUCACUGACGCUUAAUGAUGAAAUAGCUCUAAGAGUGAUUUACGACUGAGGUGCAGUGAGAAAGGUACUGAGCCGCAUGAGAAGGGAGGAAAAUGAAAAAAGAAAAAAAAUGAUAAAAAGGAGUUACAGUUACAGUUAGAAAAAAUCGGGUGGACAAAUAAAGUAGUUUUAUGUUGUGAAGAUGAUAAAGUGAUUGGAGUGAGCCGCCGGCUGACAAAAAACAGUGUAUGAAGAAAAAGCGCGCCAGAGAAAUAGAGAUUGAGAAAAAGGAAUAAAGAGAUAAAUGUUAAAUGCAAAAGUGUGGCCAUACAAAAAGUUUUAAAAAGGAAAAAAAAAUAGAAAAACUGAAGAUAUGAUGCAGUGGUACGUGAAACCUAGGAGACGGGCUCCUUCUCUACAUAAGUGUAGAUGUGUGUAUUACAACAUUGAGAAGAUAUGUUAGAGAGGACCAGAUAAGUUUAAUACCAGCCGCACUGCGUGAGUACGUGCCAGUGCUGUCAUUCAAAGCUAUAAAAAAAUUGCUGUUGGGAAAGAAAAGGAAACUGUAAACUACUAAAUGACUGAAAUACAGAACUUAAAAAUACAGAUGAAACUUAAAAGUAAGGUCAAAUAUAAGCAACUGACAGUAACAGCUGUAUCAGUGAUGAGUGUAAAUGUAAACAGUGAUAGAGAAUUUAAUAAAACGAAAAUGGAAGUUAAUUGAGAUAUGGAUAAGACCUGAUUUAAUUUACAUAAAUAAAGCGUAUAUGAAAAAGCUCUCGGUUCCUCGAUAGAGAGUAGAGUGACUGAAUUAAAAUAUUGUCCACAGUGAUUUUAUGGACUUGUAAUGGAGACACAAGGUGUUCAAACUCAAUUUUGGCUUGAAAAAACUUAAAAAGAUGCAGAAGGCAGAGAGAGUUGGAAAUCAUCAGUGUUGAUUGGUGAAAAAUGAUGGCAGCUGACCCAAAUGGCUUAAUUGGGAUGAAGUGCAGACUGUGUUCCUCACCAUAGUUUGAAAGGGAGAAUUAAACUGAUUUGGAACAAAAACAUCCAGCUCCAUUGUUAAAUACAAUAUUAAACAGUCAAACCCCCUUAGUGGCUGAAAAUAAGUUUGAGCAGUGCAGAGAGCUUGAGAUACACCUUACUGUCGAAAAAAGAGAGGUCCAAAGGAAGAAAAACAGGCAAGAGAAAAAAAAAAAAGGAAGAGAAAAGGCAGCUACUUUAGGGUGGUACGCUCCUCUACUCUAGAUUAAAUUACGAGAAACUGACCCCUUGCGUAAGAGUUCAUGGCCUAACUCAACGCCAGUGCAACAUGUAUUUAGAAGUUCAAGAGAUGAGCUGUUUAAAGGAGAUUACUUUAAAGUUUUCCCUUUGGA
Colossoma macropomum (tambaqui) is the source of this 3208-nucleotide messenger RNA. Its product is annotated as programmed cell death 1 ligand 1-like. The coding region runs from base 341 to 892 and encodes 183 amino acids. The transcript is spliced from 7 exons. Gene Ontology annotation, cellular component: external side of plasma membrane. Gene Ontology annotation, biological process: T cell costimulation; cell surface receptor signaling pathway; immune response. The record is from RefSeq and is a predicted model, not a curated record. Lineage: Eukaryota; Metazoa; Chordata; Actinopteri; Characiformes; Serrasalmidae.